GGCACGGAGUUCGGCGGCUGCGACGACAACAGGAAAUAGCUCCUCAAAAUGGAGGAUGGGAAGCCUGUUUGGGCUCCACAUCCAACCGAUGGGUUUCAGAUGGGAAUUAUCGUGGAUAUCGGUCCUGACUCCUUAACGAUUGAGCCUUUAACUCAAAAGGGCAAGACAUUUCUCGCUGCUAUCAACCAAGUAUUUCCUGCAGAGGAAGACAGCAAGAAGGAUGUGGAGGAUAACUGUUCUCUAAUGUAUUUAAAUGAAGCCACGCUCCUACAUAAUAUAAAAGUUCGAUACAGUAAAGACAGAAUUUAUACGUAUGUCGCCAAUAUCCUGAUAGCAGUGAAUCCUUACUUCGACAUACCUAAACUUUAUUCUUCAGAUGUUAUUAAAAAAUACCAAGGUCGAUCACUUGGGACAUUACCGCCUCAUGUCUAUGCGAUUGCUGACAAAACGUUCCGUGACAUGAAAGUGCUCAAGAUGAGUCAGUCAAUCAUUGUGUCUGGAGAAUCAGGAGCUGGCAAGACAGAAAAUACUAAAUUUGUUUUACGGUAUUUGACUGAAUCCUAUGGUAGCGGACAGGAUAUUGAUGACAGAAUUGUAGAAGCCAAUCCACUUUUAGAAGCUUUUGGAAAUGCAAAGACCGUUCGUAACAACAAUAGUAGUCGCUUUGGAAAAUUUGUAGAAAUUCAUUUCAAUGAAAAGAAUUCAGUGGUUGGCGGGUUUGUGUCACAUUAUUUGCUGGAAAAAUCCAGGAUCUGUGUUCAAGGCAAAGAGGAAAGGAAUUACCAUAUAUUCUACAGGCUUUGUGCUGGAGCCCCUGAAGAUAUAAGAGAGAAAUUGUAUUUAAGCUCACCAGAUAAUUUUAGGUAUUUAAAUCGUGGCUGCACUCAAUAUUUUGCUACCAAAGAAACAGAUAAGCAAAUUUUGUUGAAUCGUAAAAGUCCUGAGUACCUGAAAUCAGGCUCUUUGAAGGAUCCUCUGCUAGAUGACCAUGGAGACUUCAUCAGAAUGUGCACUGCGAUGAAGAAGAUUGGUUUGGAUGAUGAAGAGAAACUGGAUCUGUUCCGAGUGGUUGCUGGUGUCCUGCACCUUGGAAACAUUGAUUUUGAAGAAGCUGGGAGCACCUCUGGUGGGUGUACACUGAAGAACAGAUCUACUCGGUCAUUAGAAUGCUGUGCUGAACUUCUCGGCUUGGACCAGGAUGAUCUUCGGGUCAGUUUAACCACUAGAGUUAUGCUGACAACAGCAGGGGGCGCCAAAGGAACAGUUAUUAAAGUGCCCUUAAAAGUAGAACAGGCAAACAAUGCACGUGAUGCCUUGGCAAAAACGGUCUACAGUCAUCUUUUUGACCAUGUGGUGAAUAGGGUAAAUCAAUGCUUUCCUUUUGAGACGUCAUCCUUUUUUAUUGGUGUUCUGGAUAUUGCAGGCUUUGAAUAUUUUGAACACAACAGCUUUGAACAGUUUUGUAUUAACUACUGUAAUGAGAAGCUGCAGCAGUUCUUUAAUGAAAGGAUUCUCAAAGAGGAGCAAGAACUUUACCAAAAAGAAGGUUUAGGCGUCAAUGAAGUGCGUUAUGUAGAUAAUCAGGACUGUAUAGAUUUGAUUGAAGGAAAAUUAAUUGGUGUUCUUGAUAUCUUGGAUGAAGAAAACCGUCUUCCCCAACCAAGCGAUCAGCACUUUGCCUCAAUGGUACACCAGAAACACAAAGAUCACUUCAGACUCUCAGUACCUAGGAAGUCUAAACUAGCUGUUCACAGAAAUGUCCGGGAUGAUGAGGGCUUUAUUAUCAGACAUUUUGCAGGAGCAGUAUGCUAUGAGACGACUCAGUUUGUAGAAAAAAACAACGAUGCUCUGCACAUGUCUCUUGAGUCACUUAUAUGUGAAUCCAAAGAUAAAUUUAUCCGUCAGCUCUUUGAAUCAAACACUAACAACAAUAAAGACUCCAAACAAAAAGCAGGAAAGCUUAGUUUCAUCAGCGUGGGUAACAAAUUCAAGACUCAGCUCAACCUGCUGCUGGAAAAGCUUCGCAGUACUGGCUCUAGCUUUAUUCGCUGCAUCAAGCCUAAUCUAAAGAUGAUGAACCACCAUUUUGAAGGUGCCCAGAUUCUGUCCCAACUCCAGUGUUCAGGCAUGGUGUCUGUUUUGGACUUGAUGCAAGGGGGUUUUCCAUCACGAGCUUCAUUCCAUGAGUUGUAUAACAUGUAUAAAAAAUACAUGCCUGCAAAAUUGACCCGAUUGGAUCCUAGACUCUUCUGCAAGGCUCUCUUCAAAGCCCUGGGUUUAAAUGAAAAUGAUUACAAAUUUGGAUUAACCAAAGUGUUUUUUAGGCCUGGCAAGUUUGCAGAGUUCGAUCAAAUAAUGAAGUCUGACCCAGAUCACCUCGCUGAGUUGAUUAGACGAGUCAAUCACUGGCUCAUCUGCAGUCGUUGGAAGAAGGUCCAAUGGUGUGCUCUCUCUGUUAUUAAAUUGAAAAACAAAAUAAAGUACAGAUCUGGGGCCUGCAUUAAAAUACAAAAGACGAUCCGUAUGUGGCUAUGCAAGAGAAAGCAUAAACCACGCAUUGAUGGCCUGAUAAAGGUUCGCACCCUGAAGAAGCGGCUUGAUAGAUUCAAUGAAGUAGUAAACGCUCUGAAAGAGGGGAAAGCGGAAGUGAACCAACAGAUCAAGGAUCUUGAACUGUCUAUUGAUGCCUUGAUGUCCAAGGUUAAGGCCACAGUAAUGCCUAGAGAGCAGAUACAGAAGGAGUAUGAUGCUCUCGUUAAAAGCUCAGAACAGCUUCUGAGUGCUUUACAGAAAAAGAAACAGCAAGAAGAGGAGGCUGAAAGGCUGCGGCACAUCCAGGAGGAAAUGGAAAAAGAGAGGAAGAGGCGUGAGGAAGAGGAGCAGCGUCGAAAGAAGGAAGAGGAAGAAAGGCGAUUGAAGUAUGAGAUGGAAGCAAAGAGAAAACAUGAGGAGGAGGAGAGGAAGAAAAGGGAAGAGGAAGAAAGACGGAUCCAGGCUGAAGUUGAGGUACAGCUGGCACGAGAACGUGAAGAAGCGAGCCAGCAACAGGCAGUUCUGGAGCAAGAACGGAGAGAUCAUGAGCUCGCAAUGAGGAUUGCACAAAGUGAAUCGGAACUCAUCACAGAUGACUCUCAGCUGGAUCCAGGAUUACGCAGAGACGAUGGAAAAAGCUGUCAAAUGACUGCAGAACAAAUGGCCAAUGAAAUGUCAGACAUUUUAUCUAGGGGACCUUCAGUUCAAGCCACCAAAGCUGCAGCUGGCACUAAAAAGCAUGACCUCAGCAAAUGGAAGUAUGCAGAGUUACGUGAUACAAUCAAUACUUCUUGUGACAUAGAACUGCUGGCAGCUUGCAGAGAAGAGUUUCACAGGCGGCUAAAAGUCUACCAUGCUUGGAAAUCCAAGAAUAAGAAGCGCAAUGCAGAUGCAGAACAGCGAGCUCCCAAAUCAGUUACUGACUAUGAUUUUGCACCAUUUUUGACCAACUCAACUCAACAGAACCCAACAAGUCAAUUACCUGCCAAACAGCAGGAGAUUGAAAUGAACCGGCAGCAGCGUUACUUCCGUAUUCCUUUCAUCCGUCCGGCGGACCAGUACAAAGACCCCCAGAACAAAAAGAAAGGUUGGUGGUAUGCACAUUUCGAUGGACCGUGGAUUGCUCGUCAAAUGGAACUCCAUCCUGAUAAGCCACCCAUCUUGCUAGUCGCUGGCAAGGAUGACAUGGAGAUGUGUGAGCUCAAUCUCGAAGAGACAGGCUUGACUCGCAAACGUGGCGCCGAAAUUUUACCAAGGCAGUUUGAAGAGAUCUGGGAGCGCUGUGGGGGCAUCCAGUACCUUCAGAAUGCGAUUGAGAGUAAACAAGCUCGGCCUACUUACGCAACUGCUAUGCUGCAGAACUUGUUGAAAUAAAGUAGUCACUUCGCACCGUUGGCAGUUUGCAGCUGAGAGCUCCUCCUACCUUAACAAUAAAGGGAAGAGUUCCUCUGAGCAACAGAGGACACUUAAAACAUUCCAUAAUCUUAGACAGGUGUUUAAUAUAAAGUAAGCAGGUUUUAUUAAUCAUGACAGUUUUUAAUUGUACUUCUGCUGUUUUAAUUGGUGUAGUGAACUCAUUAGUUCUGUCAAUCUAAGCAAGUGUUUCAGUCACAUACAUGGUUUG
Messenger RNA from Euleptes europaea (tarantolino), 4156 nucleotides. It is a transcript of the gene MYO6, whose product is annotated as myosin VI. Gene Ontology annotation, cellular component: actin cytoskeleton; ruffle; cytoplasm. Gene Ontology annotation, biological process: actin filament organization; inner ear morphogenesis; inner ear auditory receptor cell differentiation. NCBI's taxonomy places the organism in Eukaryota, Metazoa, Chordata, Lepidosauria, Squamata, Sphaerodactylidae. Gene Ontology annotation, molecular function: ATP binding; microfilament motor activity; actin filament binding. The record is from RefSeq and is a predicted model, not a curated record. The coding region runs from base 49 to 3906 and encodes 1285 amino acids. The transcript has 35 exons.